UCCUGGUCGCAAACGCUACACCUGCCCAAGUCGACUUUUCCCGCCAGACCCUCCACUCAGGAACUUCUCAAAUACCGGAAUCAAUGCGCCGACGACUUUUAUGCCUGGCAGAAGGAAAACCGACCGAGCGAGAACGAGAGAGGCGAGCGCAACACCUUUACCCUUCACGAUGGUCCUCCAUAUGCAAACGGCCCUGUACAUGUUGGGCACGCUUUGAACAAAAUCAACAAGGACAUCAUCCUGAGAACAUACGCAAAGAGAGGCUUCAGGGUCGAAUACAGGCCAGGAUGGGACUGUCAUGGCUUGCCAAUUGAGCUCAAGGCUCUUCAGGCGCAUCAACGAUCGAGCCUGCACAAAGAAUCUAAAAGCCUGGUAGAUGAUCCCAAGCAGGAGGCCAGUGUUGCCCAUGGUGCUGGUCUCAGCCCAUUGGACAUCCGCAAGGCUGCUAAGGAGCUGGCAACAAAAACCAUCUCAGAGCAAAUGGAGGCUUUCCGAUCCUGGGGAGUCAUGGGCGAAUGGGACAAGCCAUACAAGACCAUGGACGCCGACUUCGAGAUCAAGCAGCUGCAAGUCUUCAAAGACAUGGUCGCAAAAGGUCUGAUCUACCGCCAGAACAAGCCCGUCCACUGGUCGCCCUCCUCCAGAACCGCCCUGGCCGAGGCCGAACUCGAAUAUGACGAGGACCACCGUGUUGUCGCUGCUUUCGUCAAGUUCCCUCUGCUUGAGCUGCCCUCAGCACUCGCCAACAACUCGGCCGUCCAGGCCGACUCGGUCAGCGCCUUGAUUUGGACCACAACGCCCUGGACUCUACCUGCCAAUAAGGCUAUCGCCGUGCGUUCCGAUAUGUACUAUGUACUGCUCCAGGUCACCGGUAAUGACCUACCCAACGACCUGCAAGGCCAAAUGAUUGUUGCAAAGGACCGUGUCGAAUCCCUUCAUACUCAUCUGCCAGAGGGCGCCGCCAUCAACGUCCUUGUCGACAAUAUUUCUGGUUCUGACCUGGAGAACACCGAGUACAUCAACGUCAUCUCUGCUGAGCACAACAGAAUCAUCCACGCCGACUUCGUCACUGCUACCUCGGGUACUGGUCUCGUGCAUAUCGCCCCUGGUCAUGGUAUGGACGAUUACAAUGUUUGCAUGAAGCUGGGCAUUGGUCCUGCUUUUGCCCCUGUCGAUGAUCAUGGAAAAUACACCACCAAGGCUUUCCCCUCAGAUCCUUCCUAUCUUCAUGGCCUCCCUGUCGAGAAGCAAGGCGCGAAGGCUGUCGUCGCCCUGCUCAGGAACCCUCACUCAAGGCUUUCCGUGCCUUCGCUCAAGUCCGGUUCCUCUCUGGUCUUCAAGACCCACAACUUCAGACACAAGAAUCCUAUCGAUUGGAGAACAAAGCAACCAGUCAUUACCAGAGCUACCGACCAAUGGUUUGCCAAUGUCGGAAGCGUCCAGGAAUCCGCUCUCAAGGCUAUUCAAGACAUCAUGUUCAUUCCAGACACUGGCAAAUCGCGCCUAGAGAGUUUCUUGAAGGGCCGUAGUCAGUGGUGCAUUUCCCGUCAGCGAAGCUGGGGUGUACCCAUCCCAGCCUUGUUCCAUAAGGAGACUGGCGAGGCACUUCUCACCGUCAAGAGCAUUGAGCACAUCAUCAAGACCAUUCAACAGCGUGGUACUGAUGCUUGGUGGGCUGAUACCCCCGACGAUCCUGCUUGGAUUGCACCUGGACUUGAUCGUGAUUCAUAUGUUCGCGGAAAAGAUACUAUGGAUGUCUGGUUCGACAGUGGAACAUCUUGGGCUCAACUCCACAAGCGUGAAGACGGCUCCGUUGCAGACAUGAUAUUUGAGGGUUCUGAUCAACAUCGUGGUUGGUUCCAAUCUCUCCUCCUAACUCAUCUCUCUGGUCAGACUGAUACUGCAAAUGCUCCUGUUGGAGCCAUUGUUACCCACGGCUUCACCCUUGAUCAGGCCGGUCGCAAGAUGAGCAAGUCUUUGGGCAACGUUAUCUCGCCCGAGGAGAUCAUCAGCGGAACUAUCAUCCCUCCUGCAAAGACAAAGAAAGGAACAAAGGUUGUCCCUCGCCCCACUCAAACCAAGAAAGACCCCAUGGGCCCCGAUGCUCUACGAUUAUGGGUUGCAAGCAGUGACUAUACCAAGGAUGUUGUCAUUGGCCAGCCUGUCCUCCAAGCUGUACACUCAUCACUCCACAAAUACCGCACGACGUUCAAGUGGCUACUCGGAGUCAUGCACGAUUAUCCUGCUCCUUUGCCUGUUGAAGACUUUAUGAAAGAACUUUACUUCGCUGACCAGGUUGCCCUACACCAGCUAUCCAAGACUGCAGCAGAAGUCUGGAAGCACUACGCCGCCUACGAGUUCCACAAGGGCGUACAAGCUCUCAACAAAUUUAUCAAUGCAGAUCUCUCCGGAUUCUACUUUGAGGUCAUAAAAGAUAGAUUGUAUGCCGAGGACGAAGAGGUUCGUAGGCAUACGCAAACGGUGCUCUUCAUCAUCAUGGAAGAGCUCUGUCAUAUGUUGGGCCCCAUUACGCCUCACCUUAUCGAAGAGGUAUGGCAACACAUUCCUGAAGAGUGGCACCAAUACGACGUCAUGAACAUCAACCGAAGAACAUGGGAAUACCCAUUCAGUGCCGAAUUUGACUCCUUCAAAGCUGAGGGUGCGAUGGAGAAAGUGAUAAAAGUCUUCAACACUGUUUCAACAGCCGUCAAAGCCGCUCAAGAAAAUGCACGUAGAGCAGGCAGACUUGGUAGUGGUCUGGCAUGCCGUGUUGAAUUACGGAUGCCUCGUGAGACAGGCAGUGUAUGCUUGGCUUUGCUGUCCGAUCUACGCAGCACCGAUGAACUAGCCGAACUCUUCGUUGUAUCUGAAGCUGACAUGGUUCCCGACGAUCCUGACUUCCGCCGCAAGAUUGCGGAACAAGAACCUGAUGAGGAGCUUCGCGCCACACUUCUUGAACCCGAAGAGCCGCCAGCUUGGAAAUUCGAAUGUGAAUUUGAAUGCGGAGACGAGAAUGCACCUGCUACAGGAAAGGCUGUCGUCUUGCCUCCCAACGGAGAGAAGUGCAUUAGAUGCUGGCAAUUUACCUCCGACGAGCCCGACUCGCUUUGUGGAAGAUGUGUUGACGUUGUUGGUGACGAAGUA
Molecule: messenger RNA, 3144 nt
Organism: Aureobasidium melanogenum CBS 110374
Lineage: Eukaryota; Fungi; Ascomycota; Dothideomycetes; Dothideales; Saccotheciaceae
Product: isoleucyl-tRNA synthetase
Exons: 2
Biological process (GO): isoleucyl-tRNA aminoacylation
Cellular component (GO): cytosol
Molecular function (GO): ATP binding; aminoacyl-tRNA deacylase activity; isoleucine-tRNA ligase activity
Source: RefSeq, a predicted model, not a curated record